This is a messenger RNA of Formica exsecta, 1881 nucleotides long. RefSeq names its product dehydrodolichyl diphosphate synthase complex subunit DHDDS (gene Dhdds). Gene Ontology annotation, molecular function: ditrans,polycis-polyprenyl diphosphate synthase [(2E,6E)-farnesyl diphosphate specific] activity. The transcript is spliced from 6 exons. Lineage: Eukaryota; Metazoa; Arthropoda; Insecta; Hymenoptera; Formicidae. The record is from RefSeq and is a predicted model, not a curated record. Gene Ontology annotation, cellular component: dehydrodolichyl diphosphate synthase complex; endoplasmic reticulum. Bases 334 to 1227 code for a protein of 297 amino acids. Gene Ontology annotation, biological process: polyprenol biosynthetic process.
GUGUAUGAUAAACAUAUAGAUACACAUAUAUGUAUACAUAUGUAUAUGAAUAUCCGACUCAUCAGUAAGAAUCACGCGAGGCAGAAAUUCCGCUCGAUGAUAAUCGAUCCAAUGUAUUGUCGCUUCCUGAAUAUACCUAAAUAAUACGCAACGUAGCAUAGAUAAGACACAUAAUUAAAAUAUUUGUGAAAUUAACGUGCCACGUCAAAAAUGGCUUUAGCUCUGAUAUGAAGUGAGAAGUCUGACAAAAGUGUGUUUGACAGAAAUAAAUUGUAAAUAGAACCAUAAAUAACAUAUUUUCAUACAUUUCUACGUGGACUUGUCUAAAGUAAAAUGUCAUGGAUAAGAGAGCAUACUUUGAAUUGGUUUCAAUUAUUGGCAUUAAAAAUUAUAAGGACUGGCCAUGUGCCUAAACAUGUGGCAUUUAUAAUGGAUGGUAACCGACGUUAUGCGAAUAAACAAAACGUGGCCAGAAUAGAAGGACAUGUAAGAGGAUUUGAUAAACUGGCAGAGACAUUGAGUUGGUGCAGAGAUCUGGGUAUCACAGAAGUCACAGUGUAUGCUUUUAGUAUAGAGAACUAUAAUCGCAGUAAAGAGGAAGUUGAUGGACUUAUGGAGCUUGCAAGAUGCAAGUUUAUGCGUCUUUUAGAAGAGAAGGAUAAAUUGGCAGAACAAGGAGUAUGUAUUCGUGUGAUUGGCAAUUUGUCCUUGCUUUCAGAGGAUAUGCGUAAAUUAUUUGCCGAAGCUAUGAUCAUCACUGAAAACAAUAAUAAAGCAACAUUAAAUCUUGCUUUUGCUUAUACAUCAAAGGAUGAAAUUACUCAUGCAAUUAAGGAUAUAGCAGAAGGUGUAAAACAUGCUGAUAUCUUACCAGAAGAUAUUAACGAAAGCUUGAUUUCUCAGUGUUUAUAUACUUAUAAAUCCUCAAAUCCAGAUUUAUUAAUUCGUACUUCUGGAGAAGUUCGGUUUAGUGAUUUCCUCUUGUGGCAAAUCUCCAAUACCUGUAUCUACUUUACCGAUGUAUUGUGGCCUGAAUUCAGUUUAUGGAAUUUACUUAGCGCUGUUUUCUAUUAUCAAAGAUGUUAUUCUGAUUUACAAAAAAUCGUGAAAGUACAAAAUUUGGAGCCAAGGGUGCACAAUGAUAGAGUAUCUAUGUAUCUUAAUAAGUUGCAUCAUGAACGCCAAGUUAUGAUUGAAAAUAUGUAUCUGUCAACAGUUCAAUCAUAGAUAUUAAAUAAUAUUUAAUGCGCUUAUAUUCCAGUAAAUACAAAUGUCAGUCAAAUAUGUUGAAAACCUGAAACCUGAUUGAAACCAUAUUUUGUUUCAAAUCAAUUUUCUAGGAUAGAGUGUAAACUUGUCAGGGUUGAUUAGAUAUAAAUGACUGUCGAAACUAUAAUAUAUAUAUAUAUUCUAUAAUAUAUAUUAAAAAAUUUAUACGACUCAGGGAGAUAACUACAAAUAAUUCUUCCACUUAUACAAGAUAUUUUAGAAAAUAAAUAUGUGAUAUAUAAAAAAAGGUAGAAACAAACAAAUCCUUAAAAUAUAUGUGUGAGAUCCGAGAUUGAAACAUGCAACAAUUGAAAUAUCAAUUACAAAAUUUUUACUUUUACAGAGCUUCUUUUUCAUAUAUCUUUUCUAUAAACAUAACAUGUAUCAUAAAUCUAUUCUUAUGAAUAAAUACAUAAUCAAAGAUUAGAUAAUUAAAGAAACUUGUUUUAAGAUGUAUAAACUAAAUAAUUAUCAAUCUUGCACAUAAUAAGUUGUAAUGAUUUUGACAAAUAUUAUUGAUAUUGUUAGAAUGGAAUAUUCGUUUUUCCUGAAAGGUUCUAGGUGUAAUUAUAUACAUAGAUAUUAAUAAAAUCUGUUUCCAGUAUGCAACGU